Messenger RNA from Lodderomyces pseudojiufengensis, 1743 nucleotides. RefSeq names its product guanine nucleotide exchange factor (gene SEC2). Gene Ontology annotation, biological process: exocytosis. The transcript has a single exon. Gene Ontology annotation, molecular function: guanyl-nucleotide exchange factor activity. The record is from RefSeq and is a predicted model, not a curated record. The coding region runs from base 1 to 1743 and encodes 580 amino acids. Lineage: Eukaryota; Fungi; Ascomycota; Pichiomycetes; Serinales; Debaryomycetaceae. Gene Ontology annotation, cellular component: cell tip; Golgi to plasma membrane transport vesicle.
AUGACAUCAGUUGAAAAUGUGGAGAAACGGUUAACUGAAGAGAUUGCUGAUUUAUCAACAAGAUUAAUGACAGAAGUAAAUAAACAAGUUGAACAAGAAGAAACAAUAUUAAAUCUACGUAAAACAAUACAACAUUUAAAAGAUUCAAAUAAGACACUAAUAUCAAAUGAUGAAAAUUAUAAACUAAUAUUACCAAAAUAUUUAAAAUUACAAGAUGAAUUUAAACAAAUAAAUAUAAAAAAGGAAAUAGCAGAAACAGAAAAUAAAAAAUUAUCAGCAGAAGUUGAAGAUUUAACAGCAUCAUUAUUUGAUGAAGCAAAUACAAUGGUUUCAAAUGCAAGUAGAGAAACUCAUAAUUUUAAAAUAAAAAAUAAGAAAUUAUAUGAAGAAAUUGAUGAAAAAAAUAUUAUAAUAAGUAAUUUACAAGAUCAAUUACAAGAUUUAAAACAAAUGUUUAUUAAAAUUGAAGAUCAAGAAAAAUUAAAAUUAUAUUCAAAUAGUAAUAUUAAUACUCCAAUUAUUGAACAGGAAAAUCAAUUUGAAAAAUUAAAUUUAAGUAGUCCUGAAAAAGAACAGUUGCAUAGUAAAGAAAACGAUAACGAUGAUGAUAAUGAAAUUAAUGAUAAAAACGAAGAACAAUUGAGUCGCACGAUUCCAAAUGAUCCAACCAUACCAGUAGCAGUAGAUCAAGAAGAUUUACAAUUAAAACAAAUUACAAAUAAUUUGACAACAUCACAAAUAACUUCAAUUAGAUUUGAUUUAAACAAUUAUAAUAAAGAUUUUAAAGGAUUUAUAUAUACAUUAAUUAAACCUGAUUUUAUAUUAGAUCAAACUCAUUUAAAAUCAUUAAAUUUUUAUAAAAAUAUAUGGAAUAAUGAAAUUGAAAAUUUUAUUGAAUAUAUACCAAAUUUACCACAAACUUCCAUAUUCAAUAAAUGGCAAAAAACAAAAAUAUUUUGGAGUUCUUUAAUUGAUGGUAGAGUUAAAAUUGAACCAAUAAAAGGUUUUAAUGAAAAUUUAAAAAAUUUAAAUUUAACAAUUUUAAAUCCUGAAUUUAUAAAAAUUUCAAUAAAAGAACCUUGUGGAUUUUGUGGAGAAAUAAGAUCAAAUAAAUAUGAAUAUUGUAGAUUAUAUCAUUAUAAAAUUUAUGAAAUUGAUGAAAGUUUAAUUGUUUCAUAUCCUUUAUGUAAAUUUUGUUUAAUUAAAUUAAGAAAUCUUUGUGAAUUUUUUGCAAAAAUUAGAUUAUUAAAAUCAAAUAUUUUUAAAUUGAAACAAAAUAAUCAAUUUGAUGAAUUUGCUUAUGUUCCAACUACUGCUUCAAAUUUUUAUAAAAGAGCAAAUUCAAAUCCUUCAAUUAAAAAUUCAAAUACUUUUACUCCAUCUGUUACAACUCCAAAUAAUGAAAUAUCUAAUAAUAAUACCACAACCACUAAUACAAAUAGUCCAACAAAUAAAUCAGAUAAAUUAUCAGUCCCAUCAUCAUCAACAUCUCAAUCUCAUCAACAAUCAACAGAAUCAAUAAAUUCAGCAUCAUCAUCAACAAUAACUACAAAUUCAAUAACAAACUCAACAACAACUCCAAAUUCUGAUUUAAUGAAUGGUCAUAUACAUGAAAUUAAAUUAGAUGAAGAAGAAGAAAAAAAAAUUUCUAAAAUUUAUUUAAUUUUUUUAAUUAUAAGAUUAAAAAUUUAUUAUAGUAAAUUAGGAAUUUUAAAUACUUUAAAUGAUAAUAAUAAUUAUUAG